AAAAUUCAACCGAAGUGAAGUCAGUGCAACUGGAGGAGGCGGGUUGAGUUAGCUAGCUUUGGACCCUCUACUACUGUAACGUUAGCUAGCUAGCUUAUUGGAACCCCUACUACUGUAACCUACACCGUUAAUGUUAAUUUUAGCCCUAACUUAACGUUACUUAUUAUUACGCUCUGCGCCAGUUUAUUCGUGUAAAAGAGCUAGCUAGCUAACGUUAACUUAGCUAACAACUUUCGCACUGUUAAAACAGAUUUAACGUGUCUUGCUUCUGACCUUUUCCAGCCUGUAGCCCAUCGGUUGUAAAUGUAACCGCUACUCUGAAUGUGAAUUAACAUCCUUAACUUUAGUCCCCAAUCAACAUGAAUGAUCCUUGGCAAGAGUGUAUGGAUCACUGUGUGGAGGUCACCAAAAAGGCUGGGAGGAUGAUCCGCGAGGCGCUCCAGAAAGACAUCACCGUCAUGCACAAGAGCUCACCAGUUGACCUGGUGACUGAGACGGACCAGAAAGUGGAACGGCUCAUUAUAUCCUCCAUCAAGGAAAAGUACCCCACUCAUAGCUUCAUAGGUGAGGAGUCCGUAGCAGCAGGCGCUCCCAGUGUUCUAACUGACGAUCCCACGUGGAUCAUCGACCCUAUUGAUGGUACCACCAACUUUGUUCACAGGUUCCCAUUUGUGUCCGUAUCAAUUGGCUUCACUGUGAAGAAAGAGAUAGAGUUUGGGAUUGUCUACAGCUGCAUCGAGGACAAAAUGUACACAGCACGGAAAGGGAAAGGGGCAUUCUGCAACGGAGACCCGAUUAAAGUGUCUGGACAAGAAGAUAUAAGCCAAUCUCUGGUACUGACAGAAAUGGGCUUCAGGAAGAAUCCUGAGCAUUUCAAAACAAUGUUGGCCAACCUCAAGACCAUCCUCACCAUCCCUGUGCAUGGUAUCCGCUCCCCGGGCAGUGCAGCUGUCAACAUGUGUUUGGUAGCGUGCGGAUCGGCUGAUGCGUACUACCACAUGGGCAUCCACUGCUGGGACAUGGCCGGAGGGGCGGCGGUGGUUACAGAAGCUGGAGGAGUUAUCAUGGACAUUUCAGGUGGACCGUUUGAUCUGAUGUCCCGGAGGCUGAUCAUCGCCAGCAGCAGAGCAAUAGCAGAACGCAUCGCUAAGGAGAUAACAGAGUUUCAUGUCGGGAGGGACGACACAGAUUGCGAGUAAAUUUCCAUCAUUUCCUCUACCAACUUUCAGUUAUUAAAUCACCUGACUCACUGCAUUACUGUAACAAGUCACGAUGAUGAUGAUGAUGAUGAUGAUGAUGAUGAUGAUGAUGAUGAUGAUGAUGAUGAAAUAAGAACCAAAACGAUGAACUUACCUCUGAAGAACUAUACUCUGCAGUUUGUUAGUCAGCCCUUUAAGACUUUCAGCCUUCUUUCUGCUUUCUUUACACGUCAUUGUUGUGAUUCUGUGUGACAUUGUUCUCGCGAUAGUACGUUGCGUUCUCGCGAUAACACGCAACGUGGCGAGGCCACGUGGUGGUUAUGUUUACAU
Messenger RNA from Perca flavescens (yellow perch), 1529 nucleotides. Its product is annotated as inositol monophosphatase 1. Gene Ontology annotation, molecular function: inositol monophosphate 1-phosphatase activity. The record is from RefSeq and is a predicted model, not a curated record. The coding region runs from base 360 to 1199 and encodes 279 amino acids. Gene Ontology annotation, biological process: inositol metabolic process; phosphatidylinositol phosphate biosynthetic process; signal transduction. The transcript is spliced from 9 exons. Lineage: Eukaryota; Metazoa; Chordata; Actinopteri; Perciformes; Percidae.